AGGAGGUCUGUUUGUCAGGGCCACCAGAUAUUCUGCUAUUUCAAAAUAAUAAGAAACUUCAACUUCAGUAGUAUAUAAUGAGGCAAUUUAAAGCCUUUAGUAAUAAGCAUGAAGCUGUGGCACAAGUAAAAUUGCUCAAGAUGCUAGAGGGAAAAGCUAUAGUGCAAGAGACAGACAUGCCAGAGGUGAUGCAGAGCCAAGUGAUGGAACUAGCUUACCAAGCUCUUGAUUUGCAUGAGGUUUCUGAUUGCCAAUCCAUUGCUCGAUACAUCAAACAGAAAUUUGAUGAAGCUCAUGGAGCAGCAUGGCAUUGUGUGGUUGGAAAAGAGUUUGGUUCUUGCAUUACCCAUUUAUGUGGAAGUUUCAUUUUCUUCCGGGUGGAGAUGUUAGAAUUUCUCAUCUUCAAAGAUGACACAGACUUUAGCGAAAGCAAGGAAGAAGCGAUUGGGGUGGUGCAGAAACCCAAGAAAUUCGACCAAUAAAUUCGUUUUUCAAGCUUCUUGAAUUUCACUUGUCUUAGUGUAAGAGUUUCAAGAUGUUGAGAGAAUUUUGAGCUAGUCAGGACAGAAAUCAUUUAAAGUACUGAUUACUCUCAAUUCAACUAAUUCUUGGAAA
This is a messenger RNA of Ricinus communis (castor bean), 615 nucleotides long. Its product is annotated as dynein light chain 1, cytoplasmic. Gene Ontology annotation, biological process: microtubule-based process. The record is from RefSeq and is a predicted model, not a curated record. Gene Ontology annotation, cellular component: dynein complex. NCBI's taxonomy places the organism in Eukaryota, Viridiplantae, Streptophyta, Magnoliopsida, Malpighiales, Euphorbiaceae. The coding region runs from base 78 to 482 and encodes 134 amino acids. Gene Ontology annotation, molecular function: dynein intermediate chain binding; dynein light intermediate chain binding. The transcript is spliced from 2 exons.